Molecule: messenger RNA, 855 nt
Organism: Drosophila gunungcola (fruit fly)
Lineage: Eukaryota; Metazoa; Arthropoda; Insecta; Diptera; Drosophilidae
Product: C-type lectin 37Db
Exons: 2
Coding region: 90-779 (229 amino acids)
Molecular function (GO): signaling receptor activity
Source: RefSeq, a predicted model, not a curated record
CUGGUAUGCUCCAUAAUAUCUUUGCUGAAGAUGCAUUUAAGUCAGUCUGGUUUUGAUUUGCGGAUAGACAAGUAACUACAGUCAGAGCAAUGCGGUUGUCUAUUGUAUUAGUCGUAUUGUCUAUAUACUUUAGGACCUCGUAUUCAGUAGUUUGCGAGGGGGAAGAAUGCCAGGAACAGUGUGCAGCUUACUGUUUUGGGCUUUUGAAUCCCUGUAUGUCGAACAUGGCGAACCUACAAAGGAGGACGGAAGCCUGUGAGGCAGCUGUUACUAUUGCGAGAAUUGCCCUUAACGAUCGAAGACUGGAUACUUUUGGCUUCCCAUUGACAAUGCAUCCGGAAAAGAAAAAUACUUCUCAGCUAUUAAUAGCACCAACUCCGGAAGCUAGAAAAUUGGAAAGGACUGACAUGUUUCACCAACUGGGUAACAAAUCGUAUUACAUUGAGAAGGAACUAAAGUUGAACUGGCACGAUGCCUUGGAAAAAUGUCAUAAGAUGGGUGGCCAUUUGGCUAGCCCGCAAAAUCAGGAGGAACUUAAUAGCAUUGGCAGUAAGUUUGAUGGUCUGAAUCGCUAUUGGAUCGACGUGACCUCUCAGUUCAAGGAUGAUGAAUACGUGUCUAUAACUAAAGGAUCCAAAGCCAAGUUCCUCAGUUGGGCAGAUGGUGAACCCACCAAGGACGGCAAGUGUGUGGAUAUACGAACAUUCAACGGAAAGACUACCAUGAAUGAUAACAAUUGUACUGCAAGUCUUUACUUCGUUUGCGAAAAAUCUAUCUAAACUAAGAAAAAACAUUUGUGUCUUAUCAAUUUUUUCAAAAUCAAUUUAAAAUUAAAAAAAAUUCAAUUGAAGAGAU